Molecule: messenger RNA, 2725 nt
Organism: Chironomus riparius
Lineage: Eukaryota; Metazoa; Arthropoda; Insecta; Diptera; Chironomidae
Source: the annotation of a GenBank genome assembly
AUGGAAACAUUACCUCUAUAUAAAGUGGGUGAAAAUUCCUCUUCGAUUGAUCCUAAUGAAGAAUCGAUUGAUUUUUCGGAAAUUGAUUCGACGACAAGUAGAUAUUGGGUCUCUGAUGAAUAUGGAGAUUUUGUUUCGAAUAAAUAUGGAAAUGAGCUUUCGGGUAAAAAUGAACAAGAAACUGCUCAAGAUUAUGAGGAAUUUUCAAUCGAUAAACAUCAUCGUGUUUCAAGUCAACAGGACGCUAAUAGCAACGCAAACUCAAAUGACCACAAUUCAUUAAUAUCACAUCAUUCUUCUAAUAUUAUAAAUGAUUUCCCUCCAAUAAAAAUCUCAUUACCAGUCGUCUCAUCAAAACAUGAAAAUGAUGAAACUUCCUUUCCAAUAAAUGAAAAUAUACCAAAUGGUAGAGAAAAUUACAUGAAUGAAUAUAGAAGGAAUCUAUUAAAUACAUUAAAUGGCAAUUUUUUUGUGAACGAGGAACAUUCAGAUAAUAGCUCAAUUUCAAGUAAUGUAGAAGUUGCGAAUGAUGAUGAUGAUAAUACAAAAAUGAUGGACACUAUAAAUUUCGAUGCUAAUGGUUCAUCAGAGUUUGUUGGUGAUACUGCCAACCAUAACUUUGCUCCAAAAAGAUAUUCAGACAGAAAAAAUAUUUCUGAUGAAUCAAUGUCGGAGUUUAAAAUGAAACUGGACACUCGUAGCUUCGAGCCAAAAAAUUCCAUAGAUACAAAAUCAAUGAAAGAUAAAAUCAUCAUGGAACUUGAUGAAUCAAAUAUAAUAUAUGAAGAUUUAAGAUCUUGUUAUGCUUUGAAUGAUGACAGAGCCACAAAAUCAACCGCAUCAUUCACUACACAGCUUCCAAAAAUCCACCUGUUCCAUAGUAAUAAUAGCAAAAAAGAAAAUGUAGAGAGUAAAUUCGAUAAUGGAUUGGAAAUAACAAAUGAUGAAAAUUCAUCAAAUAAAGAGGCAAUUUUGGAAUCAUUCACCAUAAAAAGCACUUCCUUUGAGGUUGAAAAUUCUCAAUUUUCUAUCAAUGAAUCUUCAGAAUAUUUUGUAAAUUCAUUGAAAUAUAAAAGUGAAGAAUAUAAAGAUACGACAGAGAUCGAUGAAGAUAAAGCAGCCACAAAAAAUCCACUUGAGAAUUCUACUCAAAAUAACAAGCAUUUGUUCUCCCAUUUCUUUGAUACUAAAGUUACUAAGCUAUUCACAAAAAUGAGAAGAAUGCUUCGGUACUGUCUACUAUCUGUGAUACUCUUUUUAUCAUGUCAGACAUUGAUUUAUGGUCAAUUUUCUGAGCUGUCUAGACCAUAUGAUGUCGGCUCAGCUCCGCAAACAUUGGAUUUCGUUUAUCACAAUCAUGAAGAGAUGACAAAUUUUCUAAGACAAACGGCUUUUAGGUAUCCAAAUCUUACAGCAUUGUACUCAAUAGGAAAAUCUGUUCAAAAUCGUGAUUUAUGGGUGAUGGUGGUAUCAUCAUCACCAUAUGAGCAUAUGCUAGGCAAGCCCGAUGUCAAAUAUAUUGGAAAUAUUCAUGGAAAUGAGGCUGUUGGACGUGAAUUGCUCUUACACUUGAUUCAAUAUUUUAUGACAAGCUACUAUACAGAUCCAUACAUCAAGUGGCUUUUGGAUAACACAAGAAUUCAUAUAAUGCCGUCGAUGAACCCUGAUGGAUAUGCAGCCUCUCGUGAGGGUGAAUGUGAAGGUGGAAAGGGAAGAGGAAACUCGAGAGGCUAUGACCUGAAUCGAAAUUUCCCAGAUUAUUUUAAAGCAAAUACUAAACGAACUCAACCAGAAACGGACGCUGUUAAGGAUUGGAUCUCAAAAAUACAGUUUCUAUUAAGUGGCUCCUUACAUGGCGGUGCAUUGGUUGCGAGCUACCCAUUUGACAACACUCCAAAUGCCAUGUUCCAUUCAUAUGCAUCAGCUCCAUCACUUACACCUGACGAUGACGUCUUCAAGCAUCUCUCAUUGGUAUAUGCAAGUAAUCAUGCUAAAAUGUCACGCGGUGUCGCAUGUAAAAGUUCUGCAAGUACUCCAUCAUUUCAAAAUGGAAUUACAAAUGGUGCAGCAUGGUAUCCGUUAACUGGUGGAAUGCAAGAUUAUAACUACAUCUGGUAUGGAUGUUAUGAAGUUACACUUGAAAUAUCGUGCUGUAAAUUUCCACCUGCUCAUGAGUUAAAGAAAUACUGGACAGACAAUCAGGCAUCGCUCGUAAAAUUCUUAGCUGAAGCUCAUCGUGGAGUUCAAGGGUUUGUUCAUGAUCAGAAUGGCAUUCCUAUUGAAAAAGCAUCACUGAAAGUUAAAGGUCGUGAUGUUGGUUUUCAGACAACAAAAUAUGGUGAAUUUUGGAGAAUUCUAUUGCCAGGAGUCUAUAAGCUUGAGGUCUAUGCGGAUGGAUAUUCACCACGCGAAAUAGAAUUUAUGGUGGUUGAUCAACAUCCGACGUUGCUAAAUGUAACUUUAACGCCAGCCAAGGUACGUCCUCAUUAUCAACAAACUUAUUUCUAUUAUCACUAAAUUUUUAAUACUCAGAACUCAAUUAUAAUUCUGUGUAUAAAGGAUGUAUAGAGGUUAAGCUUUGUUUUCUUGUAUUUUUCUGAAAACGAAUAUACAAAAGUUUUCUUCAAAUCUUUUAUAAGAAGAGCUUACAAUGUCAAAAAACAUUAAUUCGUAGAACAUAGAAGGGAUAAAAGUUUCUCACUUUCAUUUGAUAAGUUUUAAUCGC